Messenger RNA from Myzus persicae (green peach aphid), 5486 nucleotides. RefSeq names its product latrophilin Cirl (gene Cirl). Gene Ontology annotation, cellular component: membrane. The transcript has 17 exons. The record is from RefSeq and is a predicted model, not a curated record. Gene Ontology annotation, biological process: adenylate cyclase-activating G protein-coupled receptor signaling pathway; cell surface receptor signaling pathway. Lineage: Eukaryota; Metazoa; Arthropoda; Insecta; Hemiptera; Aphididae. Gene Ontology annotation, molecular function: G protein-coupled receptor activity; carbohydrate binding. Bases 1443 to 5039 code for a protein of 1198 amino acids.
CGUGUACCUGUAUCCUUGUUUUCGGACGCAUGGUCGUUAAUCGCUAUUGUCGGUACCCGUUAUUCAUUUUUUAUUCCUUUUUCCCCAUUUCGUUUUCUCUUCCUAAGAAUUUUUUUUUUUCCAUACCUCUUCGCUUACCACGAACUUUAACUCCAGAACUAUUACUAUUACUACUACUACUACUACUACUACUACUACUACUACUACUACUACUACUACUACUACUCUACUACUACUACGGUACUCCUACUAUUAUUACUACUACACUACCACAACUACAGUCGGCGCACAACACACGCUCCGUGACCGCACACACACGUAUUACAUACAUAUAUAUAUAUAUAUUACACGCACACGUUUAGUACGGGAAGAACCAUUCGCACUCGCACGCACAACAGCGCAUACAUACGCGCAUGCACACACGGCUCAUCGUCAGAAUGGUUGGACCGCACGGCGUAUAGGUAUACAGACCCGUCGUAGCAGCAGCUAUCUUAUUGUUAUUAUUAUUAUUAUUAUUAUUAUUAUUAUUAUUAUUAUUACUAUUAUUAUUAUAUUAUAUUGUUCGUGCGGUAGCCCCGAUUAAGAAGAAAAUAAUGAUAUUGUUGUCUCGUUGUCGCGUCGAUCAUCGGUGCGUCACAUUACGUCGGGUGUAGUCGGGUAUUUCGUUCUCGUGUUUCGUUUAGAUGAUACCGUCGCUGUCGCGUUUGCACAAUUAUCGACGACAACAACAACAACCACAACGACGGCGACCAGUCAGCACGGACUCCUCCGAACGUCGACAGGAGACUUCAGUGACCACCGCUGUCCGAAAUUAUUGAUAAUAACAAUCCGUCGCCGUAGACAUUGUUGUUGUUAUUGUCGUUGGCCGUCGUACGGGCGUUCGCGCGUGUGUAGUUUCCGUGCGGUGCUUGCAGCUAGUGACGUCGUCUCUCAACAGUACCUACCGCGAGGCUCACCGCUGAUAUUUCAUUAUUUCGCCGUCGCCAACUCGAGAACUUCCUAUACAAUUUAUUGCUAUUUACACGGUUUUUGUGCGUUUGUAUGUAGUGAUCACCCCUCCCCCCUGUGUGUGUCUGGUGUCUCGCGCGUUCGUGAAAUCGUAUCCCAUCCAGAUCUCGUCUUCGGGCCGGUGUCUAAUGUCGACAUCACUACGAUUGUUGCGCAAACAUCGUACGGGAAACGGAGAUUUUCAUCGUUCGUCAAGUGACAGUCGAUCAGAAGCGUACGACCGUCUCGCAGAUGUUCGUUGCUGAGCCCGUUAAACGAUCUGCCAUUGAACAGUUAUCUGUCGUUCGCAUAAUGUGUAAGUUGUUGCACAUCUGUUGAUCAGCACCCAUCCUAGUGACAGUCACACACUGUCGAAAACACCAUCAGUCAAACGCAGACAAACAUGGAUUUGCGACACAUAUUGUUAUAGCGAACAUAAAAGUGUCAAAAAGGAGAUGGCAAGAUUGAGCAGUGGAAAUGUAAAACUUGUAUUCUUCUUGUUGACUGUUUUAUUUCCUGUCACUUUAGCUAAAGUUCAAUUUAUAGAUACUUCUCGUUAUGAUACUGUUUAUGCCUGUGAAGGAAAACCUCUUAAAUUGGAAUGUAAAGAUGGUGAAAUCAUUCAUUUGGAUAGGGCUAUAUAUGGUAGAUAUUCUAUUACCGUUUGCAAUGAUCACGGUAAUACGGACUGGAGUGUCAAUUGCAUGUCCACAAAUACUUUACCACUACUGCAAGCCAGAUGUAAUGAAAAAAGAAACUGCAGCAUACAAGCAAACACAAGUUUAUUUUCUGAUCCAUGCCCCGGAACUAUGAAGUAUCUUGAGGCACAAUAUCAUUGUGUUCCUGCAUCACUAUCAACUACAACGCUCAGACCAAAUCCUCCUUGGUUAAUAACAUCACAACCCAGUGUUUGGAAUGCAGAUAAAUUAUUAACUCUGAAACCUGCUACCCCAAUCCCACCAAUUUUGUCAUCACCACAAUUAGAUGAUAUUGUUGGGUCGAGUGUUGAGGAGGAGCCUGUAUCAGUUUCUGUGACCACUACAAGUACAAGUACAACUGCUGCACCAGAAGUGUCUAUUGUUGUUAAUAAUUAUAAAGAAAAUAAUUCCAAGACUGAUAAUGAACAACACUUACAAUCAACAGGCGCCAUAACGACUGAAUGGAUUGUACCUACCAGUGACUUACCUCCACAGUUAAGCAUAAUUGAUGUUGAAGGAAUGGAUGAUAGAUUAUCAUUGUCAUGUGCUCCUGAAACGUCAAGAAGUUUAUUUUGGAAUUGGACUAAAUCUGGAGAAGAAGCUGUACAACCAUGUCCUGGCGGUGCUGCUGGUCUUGCCAGAUGGAGAUGUCAGACUUAUAUUAAGGGUGUAACAUUUAGAUCACCUCCUACACCAGAUCUUUCAGAGUGUCGUUCAGUAUGGUUGUCAAGUUUAGAAGGUAGACUUCAUCAGGGAGAUUCUAUUAUCAGUAUUGCAAAUGAUCUAUCACAGGUGACUGAUAGUAAACCAUUAUAUGGAGGUGAUAUGAUGACUACAACAAAAAUGUUACGAGAUGUUGCUCAAAAAAUGGAAAAGGAUAUGGUUACAUUUCCUGAUAAGCAACAACAGGAGGCAAUGGUUACUGAUUUAUUACAAUGUGUGGUGCGGAUUGGCAGCAAUUUACUUAAUGCUUCUCAAUAUCCUUCAUGGAAGGACCUGACAUUUAGUGAGCAAAUGCGUGUUGCAACAAGUUUAUUGAUUGGUUUAGAAGAGAAUUCUUUUCUACUUGCUGAUAUAAUGAUGAAGGAAAAAACAAUCACUCAUAGCGUUCAAAAUAUUUUAUUGAGUGUAAGGGUUAUUGCUACACAAAAUGUUGACACUGAAGUAUUUCCACAUUCAUAUUCGUCGAAUACAGGAUUCUUUAUGAAUAACACAUGGUUACAAUUACAUAGAACAGCAUUGCUUGAGAAUAGUGAAGCAGGAUUUAUAAGACUUGUUUACAUAGCAUUUGACAGUCUAGAAAAUAUUUUACAACCGCAAUCAAACAAUGGUGUUCGAAUAAUAAAUAGUAAAAUUAUAUCAGCAUCCCUUGGUAAAGGAAAACAUAUUCAAUUACAUCAACCAGUGAAAUUAUGUUUUCAACAUCUUCAAAUCGACAACGUUAGUAAUCCUACUUGUGUGUUUUGGGAUUAUACAGAAAACGGAUGGUCAGAAGAAGGAUGUUCCGUAAUAUAUUCAAAUCAAACUCAUACAUUAUGUAAAUGUAAUCAUUUGACGAAUUUUGCUAUAUUAAUGGACCUUAAAAAUGCUGGUAGUGAACCUUUAAGCAUUGCAUCAAAUAAUAUGGUCAUGUAUAUAAGUUGUAUAUUUUCUGGAAUUUGUUUUCUUUUGGCCGCGAUUACUCUACAACUAACAGUUAAAUCAAAUCGAACAGUAAUUUUGAAAAACGUAUUUUUUUGCCUUUUCUUGGUUGAAUGUUUUUUCAUGUUUGGAAUUACACAAGAAAAUAUUGUGUUUAUUUGUACAAUAAUGGCAGCAAUCCUACAUAUUUUGUUGCUUUGUUCAUUUACAUGGACGCUAAUUGAAGGUUUCCAUUUAUAUGCUACAUUAAUUGAAGCAUUUGAUUCUGAAAAAUUGCAAAUGCGUUUGUAUUAUUUAGUUGGUUAUGGAGUUCCAUUAACAGUGGUUAUUGUAGCUUGUUAUAUGGAUAACACUUAUAUCUACAACACAAAUAAUUCCUUCUGCCUGCAAGCUAAUACUAUUAUUAUUUAUAGCAUAAUGUUUGUGGUUUCAGUAAAUCUAGUCUUUCUAUGUCUAUCAUUAUAUAUUAUUAAAAGUAAUUCUUCCUUGAUGUCGGUCAAAUGCAAAGAAAAUGUUAAAAUAACAUCUUUGAAGAUGUGGUUGAAAAGUGCAAUUUUAUUAUUUGUUUUCAUAACGUCAACGUGGACUUUAGCUUUUUUAUACAUAGCAUCAUAUUCAACAUUUAUGUUGUACAUUUUUUCGGCAGUAAAUUGUUCACAGGGAUUGUUAAUAAUAAUACUUUAUUGUAUUAAAAAUAAUUCAGUAUAUAAAGUUUUUUCUGAGUUAACAAUAAUUUCAUUUUUACCAUGGCAAUGCUGCUUAAUAAAUUCUACUCCAGAAUUGAAUCUCAAUUAUAAAAAUCAAAGAACUAGUUUGUAUGGUACAUCAGUUGGCCAAAACAGUCAAGGCAGUAUAGCAGAAUCUUCAACACCAAGAUCUUUGUCAUCUCAUAGAAUGAAUACAUUUCACCAACCUCAUGAGCGACAUGCUGUGACAAAAGUUGUUGAUAUACAAAAUGAAAUGGACCUGCCAAAUUUGGAUAAUUCAAUAUGUAAUGAAGAUCCAAAAUCUGGAAUAUGUGGUGCAACGUUACCCUACUCCCGUUCUUGCCAAAAAAGUUAUUCGCGUACCAAAUUGCCAAAAAAUUCUGCGGUAUUCAGUAGUGGCACCCUUCAUAAACAGUCAUCUCAGAGUAAACCAAACAUCCAAGAUAACUGUUUUACACUUAACAAACCUACUUAUGUACAUAGCAGUCGUGGGGCACCGAACAUAUGUUCACUUCGAUGUAAUACUAUUGGUGAUGGUUUUGUUGACAAUAAUUGUUCAUCAAAAAAAUACAUUGGAGUAAGUGGUGUGCGAGCUACUAGUCCAUGGAAUCACACAUACUCUGAAAUUAUGGGUGGUAUAUCUGCGUCUGCCGGACUAGAUGAUCCGGUAUACGAAGAGAUAGAACGAGAACGCGAACGAGAGCGGGAACAAGCUGCUCUUGUGUCUGAUUUGAGUGAUGAAGAUGGAAGACGAAACAGUGAUAUGAGUCGCCAGUCAUCAAAGAGUUAUGGAGACCAUAGGCCACUUAUUAUGGCUCCCACACAAAAUCCAGAAACUCAUAAUUUCCAUACUGCUCUCAACGCUGCAUUUAGGCAGCAGCUUAAAGAACAAACAGCUAGGACAAUUGCUGUACUGGAUGGGCAAACCGUUGUGUGUCAUUUGCAACCUGAGCAAAAUGAUGUGUUUAACUCUCAGACUAUUCAACAUUAUUCAUACGAAUGUUGAUGGCCUAUAAUGGAGGGUACCUAUUAAUGAUUUUCAUUAUAUAUAAAUUAACUUUUCUACUGCUAAACCUUAAACAUGACUCCAUAAAAGUUACAUUAGAAUUAAAUAUGAAUGUAUUUAACUUAAAAUUUAAUUAAGUAAUAAUUGAUAAACAAACUUAAAUUGGUUUAAUGGUUAUUUCUUCUCUAGUUGAUAUUGAUACAUGAACAAUUUCUAUAUUUCAAACAAAUUAUACAAAUUAGACGACAUGCUUAUAAUUUAUUCGAACUUCUUAAUUUUUUUAAUUAUACCUAUUCAGACUAUUAUUUCUAUAACAUAAAAAAUGUUAGGCAGAUCAUUCGGUUUUUUAGUCCCAAACUUUGUUUUUCAAAUACAUGCUUGUAUUAAUUUAAAUGUUGUAUUAAACAAAAUUACAAAAUUAGUAUUAGCCUAUUCCUUAAAUGUCCA